Messenger RNA from Fusarium verticillioides 7600, 3994 nucleotides. RefSeq names its product isocitrate dehydrogenase [NADP], mitochondrial. The transcript has 3 exons. Gene Ontology annotation, biological process: isocitrate metabolic process. NCBI's taxonomy places the organism in Eukaryota, Fungi, Ascomycota, Sordariomycetes, Hypocreales, Nectriaceae. Gene Ontology annotation, cellular component: mitochondrion. The record is from RefSeq and is a predicted model, not a curated record. The coding region runs from base 728 to 2116 and encodes 462 amino acids. Gene Ontology annotation, molecular function: magnesium ion binding; NAD binding; isocitrate dehydrogenase (NADP+) activity.
CUACAGAUCUGAUCUCGGAUUGGAUCAUACAUAUUUCUGCUGAAUUAAAGAUGCACUACCCAAGCCCUUCGUGGUCCCGUCAGGACAAACAUGUCCUAAAACCCACACCCCUCAAGGCCCAGAGCCCAGAGGGAAAAGAAAACACUCAAAACAUGAAUCGCCUCAUAAACCAUUUCCCCUCUUCCCAUUCCUGCUUACGCGCGCAUCUGUAACUAACACCUGACGAAAUUCCCCAGCUUCCAAUUCGACUAGCGGCGCCUCUUGAUCAAAUUCACCCCGUCUCAUUGGGGGGAAACCACGCAUCCAUCACACCUGCCUACCCUACCCAACACAACACGUACCCCAUAUUCUCCUUCCCCCGUCGCAUCGUCGGUUUUCCUCUCGGACGCCGCACAUCAACCGAAAACCUAUCCUCGGUUGAAAGUUUAGAAGGUGCAAAACCACACCCCAAGCACCUUCCUGAACCCGACCUCCACGCUCCACUUCCGACCCCAAACCAACCGCUUGCCGUCCGUGUUGCAGUUACACCCCGCGCUGGGCACUUGCACUUGCAGUUUGUAACGACUAGACUAGCGACUCAAGGAAAGGAAAGUCCCAAGUCGAGCCAAACUUCCGGCGACGAUUCCCGACUCCAGUUCCCGUACCUGGCUGCCUUACCGUACCCAGAUCCUUUUUAUACCUCUUUUAUAAACUCCCAACUUCUCCCUCUUCUUUUUUUCCGCCCAUCAUGCCCGCCGCUGUCUUCGCCUCUUCCGUUCAGCGAUCUCUUCUCUCGUCUUCGCUGCGCCGUGUCGCUGUUAGUUCAUCCGCCAUCCGCCCUGUCCGAGCUUCCUUCGGUGCCAUCCAAACCAUCUCUCCCUUCGCCGUCCGCACAAUGGCUUCCCACCAGAAGAUCAAGGUCAAGAACCCUGUCGUCGAGCUCGACGGCGAUGAGAUGACCCGCAUCAUCUGGCAGGUCAUCAAGGAUAAGCUCAUCCUUCCUUACCUCGACAUCGACCUCAAGUACUAUGAUCUUGGUCUUGAGUACCGUGAUGAGACCAACGAUCAGGUCACCAUCGAUGCCGCCGAGGCUAUCAAGAAGUACUCCGUCGGUGUCAAGUGUGCUACCAUCACCCCCGAUGAGGCUCGUGUCGAGGAGUUCAAGCUGAAGCAGAUGUGGCUUUCCCCCAACGGAACCAUCCGAAAUGCCCUUGGUGGUACCGUCUUCCGUGAGCCCAUUGUCAUCCCCCGCAUUCCCCGUCUUGUUCCUGGAUGGAAGAAGCCCAUCAUCAUUGGCCGUCACGCCUUUGGUGACCAGUACCGCGCCAAGGAUGCUGUCCUGCCCGGCCCUGGUAAGCUCUCCAUGGUUUACACCCCCGAGGGUGGCCAGCCUCAAGAGAUUGAGGUCUUCCAGUUCAAGAACGGCGGUGGUGUCGCUCAGACCCAGUACAACACCGACGAGUCCAUCACUGGUUUCGCUCACGCUUCCUUCAAGCUGGCUCUUGACAAGGAGCUCCCUCUCUACAUGAGCACCAAGAACACCAUCCUCAAGAAGUACGAUGGUCGAUUCAAGGAUAUCUUCCAGGAGAUCUACGAGUCCACCUACAAGAAGGACUUCGAGGCCAAGAAGAUCUGGUACGAGCACCGUCUCAUUGAUGACAUGGUCGCCCAGAUGAUCAAGAGCUCUGGCGGUUACAUCAUGGCCCUCAAGAACUACGAUGGUGAUGUCCAGUCCGACAUUGUCGCUCAGGGUUUCGGCUCUCUCGGUCUCAUGACCUCCGUUCUCAUCACCCCUGAUGGCAAGACUUUCGAGUCUGAGGCUGCCCACGGCACUGUCACUCGCCACUACCGUGAGCACCAGAAGGGCAACGAGACCUCCACCAACCCCAUUGCCUCCAUCUUCGCCUGGACCCGUGGUCUCGUCCAGCGUGGCAAGCUCGAUGACACCCCCGAGGUUGUUGCCUUUGCCGAGAGCCUCGAGCAGGCUUGCAUUGACACUGUCGAUAUUGACGGUAUCAUGACCAAGGAUCUUGCCCUUGCCACUGGCAAGUCUGAGCGCAAGGACUAUGUCACCACCAACGAGUACAUGGAUGCCGUUGAGCGCCGCCUCAAGCGAACCCUCAAGGAGAAGCUGUAAACACAUUGCCAUCUGUCGUUUUUCACAGCCUCCCUUUAGCCUCUAAUUCCGCUUCCACCUUCCUGGCCUCUUAUGCCUCCGCAAAGAGUAGCCGCUAUUUCAUGAACUCUUAAAAGAUCGGCGUCGAAUAUGUUGUCACAACCUGAAUAGCAUCUCACAGUCUUGAGAACCACAAGAGCGUCACCUCUUGCGAUCUCUUGGCCACUCACUUCCUAUGAAGAAAGGAAGUUGGCGUCGUCAAGAGCAAUCAUGAACCGGAACCUUCUGCAUAGACACAUGCAGUGGGCUAACGACUUAUGAAAAGCAUUCCUCCAUCGUCAUUGUGGUUGGAUAGGAUGUUGGGUUUUCUGAAUAUGUAAAAGCAAAGAUUUGAAGAGGAGACAGCAUGUAUCAUGCCGCCGAAUAUUGGAAAGCAGAUGCCAUGUAGAAAGCAAGCUUGUUCUUAGCAUAUAGACAAGAUGGGAUACCCAGCUUUAUAGUUUUCUUCACCUAGAUCUUCCCCGGCCAUUCGCCUUGUGACCACUCGUUCCCCAUAGUGCAUUCCUCCUAGUCCUCCUUUAGUCGCGGAUCAAAGGGUGUUAGAGUCAUAAGAUGUGCUCAAAUUGAGCAUAAAGCAAAUCUAUUGGACCUUGAAACAUGUCCCUGGACCUCUUCUCACAUGUACGAUACAACAAUACACAGCUGCUCUUGGUAGAUGCCGCUUCAGACGCCUCUUUUUGUCAUACUGCUUGCUGUCAACCCUCGGUAGUUGUCCGUAGCUAGCGUAACCGACACCCAAUCUCCAAAAUAAUUCCCUGUUUCAGAAAAGCAACAAUAGCAACCAACUCCCUGUUUCCCUUUUCCCCCGUUCCAAAGAAAACAGAUGUGCGUGUUCCUAGCUUCAGCGUCUCUAUGCAGCCCCAUGGCGGGGAAUGCCUCGGCUUAAGCCCGCACGUGUAUAUAAAAAUGAAAAGAAUCGUAUAAAAAGGCUGACAUCAAAGACUGACAAGUACAGAGGAUAAACACACCCGUAGGCCCGGGUUGACCCGAUCGAGAUGGCCUCGGUUGGCCGGAAGAAAAACCGCGGUUGUCGAGGCAUGCUAUUCUGAUGCCGGGGAUUUUCGCAUACAUACGGAUUCUGUCCGUAGGGCUCUGUUCUUCGAUUUCGAUAUGUAGUAAUACAAUUUUGCAAGCUUUGACCAUACAGUCGAGAGCGGCUACUCUCGCUCUAACAAUAGCACCCUUUAUUGCAAGGUUGCGUGUCUGGACACAGACGUAUCUGAUCAGCCCUAUGCCGGGCCUAUUCAGCAGAAGCUAGAGGCGCCUCCUUGUCCUUCUUGGACUUGCGUGCGCUUGGUGUUCCUUCUGCUGCUUCGCUCUUACGCUUCUUCUUCGUUGGCCUCGUUGAUGAGCCACGAGGCUUGUAUCCCGUGUCGUCUUCUGCGUUUCUCUUGCGCUUGCCCCUCACAGCAGGUGUUGAGGCGAGCUCCUGAUCCUCAUCCAUGCUGGCGUCCACAUCACGAUCUGCGGCUGCUGCUGAGCGAGCUGCAGCACUGACGCGCUUGCCCCUUGUGCUGGCUCUUCCACCGCGCUCACCUCGUGAUCCACGCGUCUUACGCCCGCCGGUAUGGCCACCUUCAGCAUCGUCUGCGUCUCCAUGUGCUUCUCCGUCCUGGAGGAAAAUCUUGGGGGCAUGUUUGCGCAGCCAAUUUGUCACACUUGUAGGAUUCUUGAGAUGGGGAUGUGAUUGAUGGUGGUUACCAGGAUGAGCGCGGGGAGCGAGUGUAGGAAGCAUAUUCUCAGGGUUGAGGGCCAUGUCGAUUUCGUAGAUGUAGUUGUCGAUGUCAUCGGCAGAUAAGAAAUCGGCAGGAUAAGUUUCGCCAUCGACAGCCUUAAGAU